This is a messenger RNA of Silurus meridionalis, 8563 nucleotides long. RefSeq names its product protocadherin 1a (gene pcdh1a). Gene Ontology annotation, cellular component: plasma membrane. Gene Ontology annotation, biological process: homophilic cell-cell adhesion. The transcript has 5 exons. Gene Ontology annotation, molecular function: calcium ion binding. The coding region runs from base 783 to 4337 and encodes 1184 amino acids. Lineage: Eukaryota; Metazoa; Chordata; Actinopteri; Siluriformes; Siluridae. The record is from RefSeq and is a predicted model, not a curated record.
UCCAGCGUUCCGGCGGGAAGCGCGCGCGCGGAGCCGCUGGAGAAUCGCCUCAGUUUUCUUUCUCACUUUAUAUGAUAUGUGAUUAUAUGAUGUUAUUGUCACUCAGCAGAAGAAGAGCUCCGCACCGGAUUCAACUCGAGCCGCGCUCGUUUUCCUGACGGAAAUAAAAUACAGUCAGAUAAGUACAGUGUAACAUUUUAUUAUAAUUUUUUAAAGGGAGACACUUUUGAUAAACUGCAUCACCUCCGAGCGAAUACUGUGGCGUUUCUUUUUUACCCCCAUCCUCUCCCUCUCCAUCUCUUCUCCACCCCGGUCUCCAUCCCUUUCCUUCAAAAUGACUUCAGAUAAAGUGUGGAUCCUCUGACUCUCUUCUCCAGAACGACUGGACUUUUUUUUUUGGUCAGAUAUCGUUUGCCAGAACUGUUCGAACCCCCUCGUUGAGAGACAUUUCUCCAGGCUCAGAGCGGUCCAGUCUCUGUGAGAAUGGCGGAAGCAAAUAAACCGGUCACUUAACGGAUUUUUCUUCGACGGGAAGGAUUUUGUUGCUCUUCUUCCUCCUCUUCUUCUUGUCAUCAUUGCUUUCUUCCCCUUAUUCAUGGCUGGAUUGUGUAUUUGAAAGGGGCUGUGGCGUUUUUUAAUUUAUUUGGAGACAACCACGAAAUCCGAGCAGAUCUCCAUCCUCACCCCGAGACACACAGAGAUAGUGAGGGGAAGCUGAAGUGAAGAAGACAAGAAGACCCAAGUGGUCCACGGAGACUAAGGUGUUGCCUUCAAGGGGCAUCAUGGACUUCUCAGUGGGAUUGUAUCUGAUAUGGGUAUUAAUGUUAAACUUUGGGCAUGGCUCACUGGGCGGCAUCCUGUACCGCGUGCGUGAGGAGCAGCCACCGAGUACACUGAUAGGCAGCCUGGCAGCUGAUCAGGGCUUACCUGACUCUGGACAUCUGUACAAGCUGGAGGUGGGCACCCCUUACCUGCGGGUGGACGGUAAAACGGGAGAAAUAUUCACCACCGAGAUUCCCAUAGACAGAGAGACAAUGAAAGAUUGUCGGAUGAAAGGAAAACCAUGCUUUCUGGAAUUUGAGGUGUCUGUCACGGAUCUCAUCCAGAACCAAAGCCCUCGGCUGAUCGAGGGACGGAUUGAGGUGCUUGACAUCAACGAUAACACGCCGCAGUUUCCCUCACCUGUCCUCACACUCUCUGUGCAGGAGAACACUCAUAUGGGAACCACCUUCUCCAUUCCACUGGCCACAGACAAAGAUACAGAGCGUAACGGGGUUGCCGACUAUACCCUCACUGCAGGACCAGAGGCUGUUGCACUUUUUGGGUUACAAGUGGCAGAUGACAGAGGUGAGAAAUUGCCUCAGCUCAUUGUGAUGGGAAACCUGGACAGGGAAUUGAAAGACUCCUAUGACCUAACCAUCAAAGUAGUAGAUGGCGGAAGCCCACCUCGCUAUAGUAGUGCCUUGCUGAGAGUUGUCGUCACUGAUGCCAAUGACAAUGCCCCGAAGUUUGAGAAAUCCUCCUAUGAAGCAGAGGUUUCAGAAAACAGUCCUGUCGGACACUCUGUAUUACAGGUCAAAGCCAAUGACUCAGAUCUGGGUCCAAAUGGUGAAAUAGAAUACAUAAUUCAUCAAGCCAGUGAUCCAGUGCCAAAGCUGCUACAGAUUGACCGUUCCACAGGCAUUGUAUAUGUAAAAGGUCCGCUGGAUCGUGAGGAGAUCAACAGCUUAAAGUUUCACGUUAUUGCACGAGACAGAGGUCCCUCACCUAAGAGCUCAACAACAUAUGUUUCCGUCGAGGUAACUGACCAGAAUGACAAUGCGCCAGCUGUGGAGAUCCGUGGGAUUGGUCUUAGGACCCAUAGCGAUGGAGUGGCAAACAUCUCAGAGGACAUGCCUGUGGGAACUGCUGUGGCACUGGUGCAAGUGUCAGAUAAGGAUGAGGGAGAAAAUGCCGUGGUGACCUGUGUGGUAGCAGGAGAUGUCCCCUUCCAGCUCCGACCAGCUGGUGAUUCCUCAGUUGAUAACAAGAAGAAGUAUUUUCUGCAGACCACCACACCUCUCGACUUUGAGCGAAUCAGGGAUUACCGUGUCGAGAUCGUAGCUGUGGACUCAGGCAACCCAGCUCUGUCCAGCACCAACUCCCUGAAGGUCCAAGUGACUGAUAUUAAUGACAAUUCUCCCAUAUUCUCACCCCCAGUGUUUGAAAUAGAGUUUGCUGAAGAGAAUCAGCCUGGAGAGAAGGUUCUUGAUGUUAUUGCCUUGGAUGCAGACAGUGGCACUAACGCAGAGCUCAUCUACAGCAUCGUUGCAGAUUCUUCAACAAGGGGGCUGUUUGAGAUUGACCCCAACACAGGCGAAGUACGAGCAAGAAGCCCACUGGACCGUGAGCACAAAGAACGUUAUGAGUUCCGUGUAACUGCAUCUGACAAAGGCGUUCCCAGUCACAGAGGCACUGCUACUGUUGUGAUCAAAGUACUAGAUAGGAAUGAUAAUGAUCCCAAGUUUAUGCUAAGUAGUUACAGCUUCUCUGUCUUGGAGAACAUGCCACCACUCAGCCCGGUUGGCAUGGUGACAGUAUUAGAUAUAGAUAAAGGAGAAAAUUCCCAAAUACAGCUCUCGGUAGAACCUGAUGUUGGAAAGUUUGUGGUACAGAACGGCACAGGCACAAUUCUCUCAAGUAUUUCCUUUGACCGGGAGAAAGAAAGCAGCUACAGUUUCCGACUCAAAGCAGUAGAUGGAGGAGAAUCCCCCAGGUCAUCGUAUGUCAGUGUGACCAUCAAUGUACUUGACGAAAAUGACAACGCACCAGUUAUUACCAAACCUUCCAAUUCUUCUUUCAAGCGUCUGUCUCCGCUGGCUGCACCUGAUAGUGUGGUCGAGGUAGUGGAGGCAGAAGACAUAGACUCUGGCUCCAAUGCCGAGCUGGUCUAUAGUAUUGCUGGGGGGAACCCCCAUGAGCUCUUCUAUAUAUCUCCCUCGGAAGGAGAGAUAAAACUAACAAAAGAACUGACUCGAAAACAUGGAGGUUUGCAUCGCCUGGUAGUUAAAGUGAGCGAUAGGGGGAAGCCUUCUCGCCAUGCCAUUGCCCUGGUGCACAUUUAUGUCAAUGAGACCAUUUCCAAUGUCAGCCUGGUGGAGGGUCUAGUGGGACAUAGCUUAUACACUCCACUGGACACAGACAUUGCGGGUGACCCUGACUAUGGUCUAGCUGCUCAAAGAAGCAACAUCUUAUAUGGUAGUUUGGCUGGUGUGGCGGGGGUUGUCACUGUAAUCAUAGUGGUAGUCUUUAUCAGACAUCGCCUCCAGAGAGAAACCAAGAGUGGCUAUCAAGCUGGCAAAAAGGAGACAAAGGACUUGUAUGCACCCAAACAAGGACCGAAGAGCAUCAAAGGGAAAAAGGGAAGAAAGGGAAAGCCUCCAAAAUCACCAAAACCUCUUGGAGAAGACGAAGAGGUCAGCCUCCAAAAGAGUCUGAAGUUUAACAUUGAUGGGGUCAAUGACAGCCCUAGGAUCCACCUGCCUUUGACCUACCCUCCAGGCAGCCCUGACUUGGGCAGGCAUUAUCGUUCAAAUUCACCUCUGCCCUCCAUUCAGCUUCAGGCUCAGUCUCCAUCAGCAUCACAGAAACAUCAGGCUGUCCAGGAGCUUCCUGCCACCAAUACCUUUGUGGGAACAGAACGAGAUGACAACUCGACUGGAUCUGACCAGUACUCGGAUUACAGCUACAAGACCAAUCAGCCGAAAUAUAGCACAAAAUCGCUGCCGCACCGCAGAGUGACGUUCUCCACAGCCAAUCCGGUGCCGGACACCCAGGACUCGUCACAGCAGAGUUACUAUGACAGCGGCCUUGAGGAGUCGGAGACACCCAGCAGCAAGAGCUCGUCAGGGCCACGCCUCGGCCCCCUGGCACUGCCCGAGGAACACUACGAGAGGACCACGCCUGACGGCAGCAUCGGAGAGAUGGAGCACCCUGAAAAUGAUGUUCGCUCGCUUCCUGAUGUGGCCAUGACCGGAACCUGCAGCCAGGAGUGCAGCGAGCUCGGGCACUCGGACGCCUGCUGGAUGCCCGGUCAGCCUUCGCCUGCCCGCAAAGCACGCACGCUGCCCAAACUCUCCACGUUCGUGCCUUACCAGGAAAGAGGAGGGACCCUGGGACGACUGGCCAACGGCGAGCCCCGGCCCCGCCUCCCGCCCUCGCGCAGUGCCUACGCCCCCAGCGACCACGUCCCCAGCGACCACGUCCCCAUCGAGGAGGUGCCUUUGAGCGUCACCUCCGAGUUCCCGCCCACCAGUCCCACCUCUAACCACGCCCCGAAACGGGAAAUAUACCUGUGAACGACGCGGUGAUUGACCUCUUCGAUUCCAAGGGAUGAAAACGAUCACUCGAAUAGCGAAUUAGAGAACUUUAAAUGAUAAAACAACAACAACAACGUGUGGUAGAGUCGUACGUUUAUUUAUAUUUCUAUUUAUUUAUUCACCGACGAAUUCAUCUAUUUAUUACCGUGAUCUUUUUCUUUUUUCCCCCGUCCCUUCCUCGUGCUUUUCCUUCUCCUCCUCCUCUUUCUCCAUGAACCGUAAUGAAAGCGCUCGAGGACUUUCUGAGUGACUUUAGCUUCGCUAGCCUGUGGAAUGUUUACCGGAUCUUUCCGAACAGUGUGACCUGUGCUGUAGUGCCAUAAGCCUGAAGCUCUUGCUCGGCUUCUUCUUCUUCUACUUCUUCUUUUUCUUCUUCUUCUCCGAGUCUCCACCACUUCCUGGACGGGGAAUCGUGAUGGAGCGGUCUUAGUACAUGUACAGCGAUGUAAAUACGUUUCUAUGACGCGUGUGUGCGUGUGUGUGUUUGUAUAGAAGAAUAAGGACUUGAGCUGAGAACAAAACGAAAACAAACAAAAAAACAGUGGUACAUUCCGAAUUUUAUCAGCCUGAUGAGCGGGUGUUCACCAGCUCCACUUCAACUUACUUCUGUUGGGGUGUGUGUGUUGGUGUGUGUGUGAGUGUGUAAGUUUGGCAGUCUUGCUAGACUUUUGGUACUGCUGUAUAUGGAAGCGUCUUUACAAGUCGCUGCACAUUAUCACAUACUGAACUGCGUGUGUGUGUGUGUGUGUGUGUGUGUGUGUGUGUGUGUGUGUGUGUGUGUAAGUGAGCAUGUUUGGCACUGUGAACCCUUAACUCUACGCAGAAGACAGGUAACGCUUCUAACACACACACACACACACACACACACACACACACACACACACACACACACACACAGAGCCUGCUGUUCCUUUACAAGUGAGGCGAGCUGGAAAGGCUUUUCUCUCUCAUGAACUGAGCCUCUGUGGCAUCUCGGCAGGAUUACGGGACAGGACACACACACUUACAUACACACACACACACACACACACACACACAAACACACACACACAAACACUGUCCCGUUCCUCACUGGCAUGGCUGUUUUUUUUUUGUUUUUUUUACAUCCUUUUUAAAAAAAAAAAAUCAUCGUCACAGCCUCGUGUUGUGAAACCUGUUGGGUUUCACGAGCGUAUUUUUGUUUGUUUUUAAUGCCUUAAAAUAAACUAUAUUUGUAUCUAACAAUCAUGAUCGACGAUUACGAGCGCUAAUCCCGCCCGACCUCUCGAGCAUGUCUGGCGUGCAUGCAUUUCUGGUCACGAGCGACUCUGGGAAAAAAAGCUCACAAACGAAACGACCAUGAAAAGAAACGAAAUUGCCUCGAAGCUACUCGUUCAGUCUUUUACAAUUUCCCCCUGACUUUUCCCCCACUGUUCUUUUCCCUUGAUUUCUGAAGGCAGCGUAUUAGCAUAAACAGCUGGACGGGGCGGUUCCUGGAAGGACUGCCUUUAUUUAUGUUUUAUUUUCUGUUUUUUUUUUCUGCAUGAUUAGCGUAAUGACACGACAAGCGUGGCUACUUUUCUCCGUGCGAUCACCCGAGCCUCGCCGCUAAGCCCAGGAGCGUCACUGUGCUUUACGAUAGCUUCAUCACGACGACGCUAACAUGGCCUCGACGGUGCAUGCCUACAGUAUGUAUGUACGUGUGAGUGUGUGUGUGUGUGUGUGUGUGUGAGAGAGAGAGAGAGAGAGAGAGAGAGGAGUUGCAAUGCAGUGGCAAUAGAACUAAUUAGGAGUGUGUGUGUGUGUGUGUGUGUGUGUGUGUUUAGGUGUGUGUGCGAACCCUCAGAGCUGGGAGACGAUCACCACACGAACUCACAGCUCCUACCUCAUCGGCGCCCCCUCUGGCACCUUGCGGAGAAUAAUUAACACACACAACAUAAGGACACGACUGUGAUUCAAUACCGGCGUUACGGCGCCUCGCAGAAUAAAAGCACAUUACCCUGUUCUUUAAAGCCAUUUCGUGACUGUGAUAAUAAUAAUAAUAAUAAUAAUAAUAAUAAUAAUAAUAAUAUUAAUAAUAAUAAUACAUUUAAAAAUACAUGAAUAUAGUGAGAGACAUGAUCCGAUGUCAUUUAUCGCUUCUCGUCCGUCUCUCUGUGUGCCCAGCUCUGACGUUGGCUAAGCGCAAGUUCUCCGGCUCUGCUGCCGAGAAUCUGAGUGUGUGUGAAAAACACGCCGGGCUGAGACUGCUUUUCCGCCACUCCAAGGAAAAAAAUCCACCCUGAACAAGUCGCAUAUUUACUCCGACCAGGCAUAACAUUAUCAAUUUAAUAACACUGAUUAUCUCUUCCUCAUCCUCAUCCUCCCACCUGUUAGUAAGUAGGAUAAAUUAGGCAGCAAGUGAACAUCUUGUCCUCAAAUGUAAUGUGUUAGAAGCAGGAAAAAUGGGUGAGCGUAAGGAUUUUGAACAAGGACCAAAUUGUGACGUCUAGACGACUGGGUCAGAGCAUCUACAGAAAUGCAGCUUUUGUGGGAUGUUCCCAGUUUGCAGUGGUCAGUAUCUAUCAAAAGUGAUCCAAGGAACAGCAGUAAACCAGCGACAGCCUCAAGUGAGGAGCGAAGUCUGGCCCGUGUGGUCCUAUCCGAUGAGCUCCUGAAGCUCAGAUUGCUGAAGAAGUUAAUGCUGUUAAUGCUCCACAGGUCAGAAGUGUUUUAGCAGAAAAAAGGGGACCAACACAAUAUUAGGCAGGUGGUCAUAAUGUUAUACCUGAUUGGUGUCAAAUUAACAGCAGCAUCCUACUAGUUACCGACUUCCUUACUAUGAUGUUCGACUUCCUGAUAGUCGUGUGGAGGUGCAGUGGGGUUCAGCCCUCACGAUGUGAAAGAUUUAGUCUUUUAGUUCCCUUUGCAUCCUCUACACACUCUGCUCUCUCUGAUGCCGCUAACGCCGGCCCGUUCCUCGGCACAACUUCGAGGCCUGGGUGUGUAAUGUCUCCACUACCUUCUACUGGAUUCAUCAAUAAUACACCACAAAGGAUCUUUUAAACACAAACAUUUGGUUUUUCGUGUUUCAGGGUCGAGUUCUACACUAAACAGAAGUCCAAACUUCUGACUUUUUUUCCCUUCAAUGACCUGCGAAGUUUUAAAUCAAAAUUUAUUUUUCUUUGGCAAAUCCGUAAAAAUCUUUCUCCUCUUCAAGGAGGAAGCAAGUCCUUUAGGCCGAAUGUGAAAACUCUUCGUCAUCGUUUCUUAAAAAAAAAAACUGGUGUUUAGAUGUGUGCUUUCUUGCUGUUUGGUGUCCGUAGCUGAGGAACUAUGGGUGUGAUACAAUCGUGAUGAGAGAGGCAAGUUUAUGAUUUUUAUUAGAUUUUUUAAAAUAUUUCUACGUCCCCAGAUGAACACAGUGCGUUUUUGGUUUUUUUUUUUUCGUGGCUAGUAGAAGGUGUUCUGUACAUAGACCUCUCCGCCCCGAUCCCUCCAGUGUGUGCCGUCGAGCCUGCGGCCAGUUUAGCAUGAAUUCCAAAGAUAAUCGGUAGAAAAUCGUUUGCUGUUCUUCGCUGAGGUGUUAGUGGUGGACGAGAAAAACCUUCAUUUUUUUUUCCUUCCUCUCUCUGUUUUUCGGAAAAAAAUAAACAAAACAAAACAAAAAAAAGCGGAAAAAUCUCACCGCACAGCCCCAUCGUCACUAUUCACUGUUCACCUGAAUCUAAAGACAGCUGCCUUGAAAGUAUGUAUUUUACAGGAGAGUUAAAAAAAAUCGUUAUCUUUAAUUGUUGGUUAUAUUUAUAUAGGAAUAAAAACUGCUUGUGAUGCCCUGUUUUUUGUACAGUUUUAUGUACAUGCAAGUGAAGCUUUUUAAAUCUCGCGACGAAAAAAACGCCGACGACAUAUUAAAAAAAAAAAAAAACAUAAAAAAAAGUGUUUAUUGAGACGUACGCAUCUUUGCCUUGGUUGAAUUGAUUGUCUGGCUGAGUCGGUGUGAAUGUGGCCGUUCUAUGCCUGCACCAUAGUUGUUUCACUGGCUCCCACUUUCCCCCCGAGGGCUUCAUCAGAAACUCUUUUUACUGCGUUUAUCGUGAACAGUGGGCCGUCCGAUCCUCUCCGUUCGUUUGAUUCCCACGUGUUAUGUUUCAUUCUGUUUUUUCCGCAUGUUGAGGAUAUACCCCUUGUAAUAGGUCCUUCUUGGAAAGAAAAAAAAACUGUUUGUAAUAAAAUGAGUAAAGAGA